UCCAAUAAUUGUAAUAAUAAUCACAAUUCCAUGGGAUUUAAACUACCCGUCAUAAAGAUUUCAAAUUUCGACGGCAGCUACUUUAAAUGGUUGGAAUUUCGAGACUCAUUUUGUUCUCUCAUUGAUCAAAACAACAAAAUUGAACCAAUACAUAAGUUUUAUUAUUUAAAUUCUUAUCUUGAAGGGGAGGCCUCUCGCGUUAUCAGCAACCUGGAAAUUAGCUCGGCCAACUAUAAGGUGGCAUGGGAGCUUCUUUGCGAGAGGUAUAAUAACAUCAAGCAUCUCAAAAGCCAUCAUUUGCAUGCGUUAUGUAACAUGCAACAGCAACGCGAUUCAGCAAAGAGCUUAAGCCUCGCCUGCGUCUUCUUCUGUGGCGUGUGUUCUGUGCAACGGCAGCCAUCGCUUGUACGACUGUGAUUCGUUCCUUGGAAAGCCGGUUGACGAGCGUAUCGCCGAUGUGGUGCGGUUGAAGCUGUGCUUCAACUGUCUGCGCAAAGGUCACUCUUCUCGUCAAUGCAGGUUACGCCCUUGUUCUUCUUGUAAACAGCGACAUAAUUCUCUGUUGCACAAGGGUGGUUCUCAGGCUGUAAGUACUUCCGAAACACACGCGAUCAUAACUACAGCAGAAAAUGAGGUUGAGGGGGAUCAUGAUGACAAUGUCAUGAGUAUGUCAGUCUCAGUUAACAACCACGUAUUGCUUUCAACAGCGUUAAUAGAAGUUUAUAAUUCAAGCUCAAAUAAGCGUCUAACAAUUCGAGCGCUGCUAGACAGCGGGAGUCAAACGUCUUUAAUAACCAGUAAGGUAAAAAAUGAAUUAAACUUGACUCCUCAGCCAUCCAGGCUUGCUAUUGUAGGUGUAGGUAAUCAGCCUUU
Bombyx mandarina (wild silkworm) is the source of this 873-nucleotide messenger RNA. RefSeq lists its product as uncharacterized. The record is from RefSeq and is a predicted model, not a curated record. NCBI's taxonomy places the organism in Eukaryota, Metazoa, Arthropoda, Insecta, Lepidoptera, Bombycidae. Gene Ontology annotation, molecular function: nucleic acid binding; zinc ion binding.